Conger conger (European conger) is the source of this 2446-nucleotide messenger RNA. Its product is annotated as glycine N-acyltransferase-like protein 3. The coding region runs from base 163 to 999 and encodes 278 amino acids. NCBI's taxonomy places the organism in Eukaryota, Metazoa, Chordata, Actinopteri, Anguilliformes, Congridae. Gene Ontology annotation, molecular function: glycine N-acyltransferase activity. Gene Ontology annotation, cellular component: mitochondrion. The record is from RefSeq and is a predicted model, not a curated record. The transcript has 6 exons.
GGUAGUAGGGUGAGAACAUUGAUAUUUGUGCAGUCAAUAGGUAAGUUUGUGUUAGCUAUUCGACUCAACCUUCCGUUUACUGACAAUUCUUCCAUAAUAGUCACAAUGUAGUAUGGAACCAUCCCUGGGCUGAUUUUUAGCUGGAUAUCGUGUCUUGAAAAGAUGAAGAUUUUAAAUAAGGCUGCAUUACAACACGCAGAAAAGGUUCUGUGGUCAUACUUACCAAAAGGCUUCAUGGCUUAUGGAUAUCUGUUUGGUAUGAAUAGAGACAAACCACAUACACUAGAGGUUGUUGUGGACUCCUGGCCUGAUUUUAAAACCAUCAUUUGUCGACCGCACCAAAAGAGUGAACACACCCUGCUUAAAAAUGAGGAACUGGCUUGCUUCAGUACUGAUGAGAAGGUUCUUAAGAGAAUGUUGACAGAAGACAGCAUCUUAGAUUGGAAUAAAUACUUGAAAAUUGGAGGGAUUGACAUGCUUCAUACCACCAUGUUGAAGGACAUUUCUGCCACAAAAGAUGUCACAAUGAGACCGUGUCAUGUAGCUCACCUCCUGGAAUUACAAGACCCAAAUCACCUUCCUCACCUGACAGUGAGCAGAGAUGUGGAGGCCAGGAUCUCCUCCCUGAAUGAAUCCCAUGUCGGUUUGGUGAAUAAAACCUGGAAAUAUGGAGAUAAUGAAAAAGGUUUUCAACGAAUCAAACAUCUGAUAAGCCACUUCCCCACAUGUUGCAUCACUGAUGAAGAAGGCCGUCCAGUUUCCUGGGUGCUGCUGUAUGAUUACUGUGCCAUGGGGAUGGUGUACACCCUGCCAGAGCACAGGGGGAAGGGCUAUGCCAAGAUCAUGCUGAGCACCAUGGCAGCAAGGCUCCAUGCCCAGGGUUACCCUGUGUACUGCUACACUGAGGAGGAGAACCAGGUCUCCUACAGGCUCUUUAAGAAAUUGGGCUUUACUGAAGACCCCUCCUACAGGGCUGCCUGGUAUGAGUUCAACUACUAAACCAGUAUUUCUUUUUAGGAAAAUUACUGUAGGAAAAAUUCACAGAACAAGUUGUUCUAUCUCCAUUUUAUGACAAAUCAAUCACAAGUCAAAAUCAGAUUAAACCGUCAAACUGUUAGAGUUGAGCAAGCUGGUUCCUCCAAAACUCUUAAAGCUUCAUGCCAAAAGUAUACCAAUAUGUAUGCGGCCUAUAAUCGAUAUAUAUCACAUGUAUGCUGCCUAUUACUCAUGUAAUCAAUAUGCAAGCCAAUGAACCUAUAUCAUUAAUUGCAGAUGAGCUUAUGGAAACGCAAGAAACCACAGUGUCAACUGUAGAAUAUGUAAUCCAAUGAACCUAUGUCAUUCAUUACAGAUGAGCUUAUGGAAACGCAAGAAACCACCAUUAAUCAAUUGUUAAAGUACGAUUAAGUAUGCCUACAUAUUUUCAAACUGAUUAACUGCUCAUUUGUGCUAGAAGUAUCGUGACCCAUAUGUAACCUGAAUUGAAUAAAAUAAUGUGUAUGCUUAAGAAAAGUUGGAAAAUACCGAAUGAUUCCUCUGUGUUAGAAAACUGCUUGCAGGGCAGGAUGCCUGGCGUUGUGGGGGUGGGCUAUCGAUGUUAAGGACAGUUCAGGUAUGAACCGUGCAGGACAGGAAGUCUUGUGUAGGGGGGGGGGGGGGUCUAACUUUGGCAAAGACAGUUUGCAGAACAGCUGUAUGCCUGUACAAUGCGAUAAGAACAUUUAUUUUUAUAUAGCCUGUGAUGCAAAAUGUCAUUUAUUUUUGAGCGUUUGAUGUAACAUGUCAUGUCAAUUAUUUUUGACAAGAACACAUUUGUGAAGGGCAGUUUGUAUGCCUGUACGAUGUGAUAAGAACAAUUAUUUUCUUAAGGACGGCUGACAAAACAAAACGUCAUUUAAGUUUCGGCAAUUAUUUUUUAAGAUCAAGCUGACAUUUUUAAGGAAAACAUUUAUUUUUAGAGAAUAGCAUACAAAGCGAAAUUAUAAUUUGGGCGAUUGCCACAAUGAUGAAUCAUUGGGUUUCAAAUUGUUGAAUUUUAAAUAAUUUCGUUUUUUUCUAUAUAAACCAGAUCUCAAAUCCUCCAAUUCUCAACCAACAGGCACAAAAAGGACACUCAAAGUUGCUAUACACAAAGCUCAAUCAAAUAUGGAUUCCCAUAAAGAACCACAUUCUUGGUCAUGUUGUUAGCUGUAUUAAAGAGAGCAGUGAUGGCUGAUGACCUGUGGUCUGCUUCAAAGCUUUGCUCUGCACUGCACAUUAGACACACCUGUCCGAGGUUUUGGACCCUGAUGCUGGGUUCUGUCAUAUAUUCGGGUAUUGGGUGUUAUACUCUGUUACUGCCACCAAUUGGCUAGUGCCUUACUAACUGUUCUGAUUUAAGAGACCUUCGGGUCACAUGUUGUUUCUGGAAGUAAAAUAAAGGGACGACUCUCCUGGUAUUGUUCAA